Messenger RNA from Glarea lozoyensis ATCC 20868, 633 nucleotides. RefSeq lists its product as uncharacterized. The transcript is spliced from 3 exons. The record is from RefSeq and is a predicted model, not a curated record. The coding region runs from base 1 to 633 and encodes 210 amino acids. Lineage: Eukaryota; Fungi; Ascomycota; Leotiomycetes; Helotiales; Helotiaceae.
AUGAAGGAGCUUGGGAUUCGGCGGAAAGCCUUCCAGGACACCGGAAAUGCUGUUCAUAGCUCCGCCCUACAAGAGGUUGAGCAAGAAAAGGAGGUUGCGUUUGAGGUCGAGACCAUCCGUGAAGUGCAAAAGCAGGAACACUACUCACCGUUAACAUUUAGAGGCCUUCAUAGGGACAUUGCCGUAUUUAUAAACACUGGAAGACUUACUGCGGAUUCUGCAGGUUAUGAACAGUGGUUCAUGGCUCUUCGGCAUACCACCCUGGGCCAAAAACAUGGGAUCAGGAGUGAAGCGAUGACUUCCAAACUAUAUGUUUCGGCAGAAUUUGCCAGGACUUUGAGCUUCCCAUUGGCUCGCCUCGCUGAUAACUUCCAGGGAACGUCAAAGGAAGCAGAGCAUCUAUUUCCACUCAUCUGCGACGCUAAGCGACCAACCACACACUUACUCACCUACGCCGCGUCAGUGACGCGCAAAAUGCUCCAUUUCAACAAACUUGAUUACUUUGCCGUGCCCAAUCUCCCUCCAGGAUGGGAGGCGCCAACAUGGCUCACUGUUGAGCUUGGUUUCUUCGCAGGUCGGCUUUACUUUGAAUACAAUGAGUACAAUAAUAUAAACCAGUAUCUUGGAUCCUAG